Erinaceus europaeus (western European hedgehog) is the source of this 4019-nucleotide messenger RNA. RefSeq names its product tyrosine kinase with immunoglobulin like and EGF like domains 1 (gene TIE1). Gene Ontology annotation, biological process: multicellular organism development; protein phosphorylation; positive regulation of kinase activity. Gene Ontology annotation, molecular function: transmembrane receptor protein tyrosine kinase activity; protein binding; ATP binding. The record is from RefSeq and is a predicted model, not a curated record. The transcript is spliced from 24 exons. NCBI's taxonomy places the organism in Eukaryota, Metazoa, Chordata, Mammalia, Eulipotyphla, Erinaceidae. Bases 189 to 3629 code for a protein of 1146 amino acids. Gene Ontology annotation, cellular component: signaling receptor complex.
CCCACCCCCACCUCAAGUAACCCCAUCCAAGCGUCUCCCACACCACACCCUAUCUCAGUCUUGAGGGGGCCUGACUGGGCAGACUCAGAGAACCAACACAUACUCACUAACACAGAUUGAGCAGCCUAGCCCAGAGUAACUGACUGUGGGCCCAGCGUGUGCAGGCUGGCCUGGUCAGCCUUCGGAGUAUGGUCUUGUUGAAGAGCACUUGGCUGUUCCCCAUUCUCUUCCUGGCUUCUCAUGUUGGCGCAGCGGUAGACUUGACGCUGCUGGCAGACCUGCGCCUCACGGACCCCCAACGUUUCUUCCUGACCUGUGUGUCCGGGGAAACCGGACGUGGCUCUGACGCCUGGGGCGAGCCACUGCUGCUGGAGAAAGACGACCGCAUUGUGCGCACCCCGCGCUCCUGGCCCCCACGCCUGGCCCGCAACGGCUCGCACCAACUCACGCUGCAAGGCUUCUCGCAGCCCUCGGACCUGGUGGGUGUCUUCUCCUGCGUGGGCGGCGCGGGGGCCAGGCGCACGCGGGUGGUCUAUGUGCACAACAGCCCCGGAGCCCACCUGCACCCAGACAGAGUCACCCACACAGUGAACAAAGGUGACACGGUUGUGCUUUCUGCACGUGUGCACAAGGAAAAGCAAACAGAUGUGAUCUGGAAGAGCAACGGAUCAUACUUCUAUACCCUGGACUGGCAUGAGGCCCAGGAUGGACAGUUCCUACUGCAACUCCCAAACGUGCAACCAUCUCUGAGUGGCAUCUACAGUGCUACCUACCUGGAAGCCAGCCCCCUGGGCAGCGCCUUCUUUCGGCUCAUUGUGCGGGGUUGUGGGGCUGGGCGCUGGGGACCAGGUUGUACCAAGGAAUGCCCAGGCUGCCUGCAUGGGGGUGUCUGCCAUGACCAGGAUGGCGAGUGUGUGUGUCCCCCUGGAUUCACUGGUACCCGCUGUGAACAGGCCUGCAGGGAAGGCCGCUUUGGACAGAGGUGCCAGGAACAGUGCCCAGGCACUUCAGGCUGCCAGGGCCUCACCUUCUGCCUCCCAGACCCUUAUGGCUGUUCUUGUGGAUCUGGCUGGAGAGGAAGUCAGUGCCAGGAAGCCUGUGCCUCUGGCCACUUUGGGGCUGAUUGCCGCCUCCGGUGCCAGUGUCAGAAUGGAGGCACUUGUGACCGCUUCAGUGGCUGUGUUUGCCCCUCUGGGUGGCAUGGUGUGCACUGUGAAAAGUCAGACCGAAUCCCCCAGAUCCUUGACGUGGCCUCAGAGCUGGAGUUCAACUUAGGGACGAUGCCCAGAAUCCACUGUGCAGCCGCAGGGAACCCCUUCCCAGUCCGGGGCAGCAUGGAACUCCGCAAGCCAGAUGGCACAGUGCUCCUGUCCUCCAAGGCCAUCGUGGAGCCAGAUAGAACCACAGCAGAGUUCGAGGUGUCCCACUUGGCUCUAGGGGACAGUGGGCUCUGGGAGUGCCGUGUGUCAACAUCUGGUGGCCAGGACAGCCGACGCUUCAGGGUCAACAUCAGAGCAGUACCCCCAGUGCCCCUGGCUGCUCCUCUGCUCCUGGCCAGGCAGAGCCGCCAGCUUGUGAUUUCUCCACUGGUCUCCUUCUCUGGGGAUGGACCCAUCACUUCUGUCCGCCUGCAUUACCGACCCCAGGACAGCACCGUGGACUGGUCUGCCAUUGUGGUGGACCCCAGUGAGAACGUGACGAUUGUGAACCUGAGGCCCAAGACAGGCUACAGCAUUCGAGUGCAGCUGAGUCGGCCAGGGGAAGGGGGCCAGGGGGCCCCAGGACCUCCCGCUUUCAUGACCACUGACUGUCCUGAGCCCUUGCUGCAGCCAUGGCUGGAGAGCUGGCACUUGGAGGGCCCCGACCGCUUACGAGUGAGCUGGUCCCUACCCUUGGUGGCUGGACCACUAGUGGGUGAUGGCUUCCUGCUUCGCCUGUGGGAUGGGGCACGGGGACAGGAGCGGCGGGAGAAUGUCUCAUCCCCCCAAGCCCGCACUGCCCUCCUGACGGGACUCACUCCUGGCACCAAAUACCAACUGGAUGUGCGGCUCUACCACUGCACCCUCCUGGGCCCUGCCUCACCCACUGCACGUGUGCAGCUGCCACCCAGUGGUCCCCCAGGGCCCCCAGGGCCCCCAGGACCCCCAGCCCCACGACACCUCCAUGCCCAGGCCCUCUCAGAGUCAGAGAUCCAGCUGACAUGGCAGCGCCCAGAGGCUGCAGCUGAGCCUAUAUCCAAGUACAUUGUAGAGAUGCAGGUGGCUGGGGGCUCAGGAGACCCACAAUGGAUGGACGUGGACCGGCCUGAGGAGACAAGCACUAUUGUCCGAGGCCUCAAUGCCAGCACGCGCUACCUCUUCCGUGUGCGGGCCAGUAUCCAGGGGCCUGGGGACUGGAGCAACAUGGUAGAAGAGUCCACCCUGGGCAAUGGGCUACAGAGUGAAGGUCCAAUUCAGGAGAUCAGAGCAGCUGAAGAAGGCCUGGAUCACCAGCUGAUACUGGCUGUAGUUGGCUCAGUGUCUGCAACCUGCCUCACCAUCCUGGCCGCCCUCUUAACCCUUGUGUGCAUCCGCAGAAGCUGCCUACACCGCAGACGCACCUUCACCUACCAGUCAGGAUCGGGUGAGGAGACCAUCUUGCAAUUCAGCUCGGGCACCUUGACGCUGACCCGGCGGCCCAAACCACAGCCAGAACCUCUAAACUACCCAGUACUGGAGUGGGAGGACAUCACCUUUGAGGACCUCAUCGGAGAGGGCAACUUCGGCCAGGUCAUCCGGGCCAUGAUCAAAAAGGACGGACUCAAGAUGAAUGCAGCCAUCAAGAUGCUGAAAGAAUAUGCCUCUGAGAAUGAUCAUCGUGACUUUGCUGGAGAACUAGAAGUACUCUGUAAAUUAGGGCAUCAUCCCAACAUCAUCAACCUUCUAGGGGCCUGUGAAAACCGAGGUUACUUGUAUAUUGCUAUUGAAUAUGCCCCCUAUGGGAACCUGCUGGAUUUUUUGCGGAAGAGUCGGGUCCUAGAAACGGAUCCAGCUUUUGCUCGAGAGCAUGGAACAGCCUCCACCCUCAGCUCCCGGCAACUGCUGCGUUUUGCCAGUGAUGCUGCCAAUGGCAUGCAGUAUCUGAGUGAGAAGCAGUUCAUCCACAGGGAUCUGGCUGCCCGAAACGUGCUGGUAGGAGAGAACCUGGCUUCCAAGAUUGCAGACUUUGGUCUUUCUCGAGGGGAAGAGGUUUAUGUGAAGAAGACAAUGGGACGUCUCCCAGUGCGCUGGAUGGCUAUUGAGUCUCUGAACUACAGUGUCUAUACCACCAAGAGUGAUGUCUGGUCCUUUGGGGUCCUCCUCUGGGAAAUCGUGAGCCUCGGAGGCACACCCUACUGUGGCAUGACCUGUGCUGAGCUCUAUGAGAAGCUGCCUCAGGGAUACCGCAUGGAGCAGCCUCGGAACUGUGAUGAUGAAGUGUACGAGCUGAUGCGGCAAUGCUGGCGGGACCGUCCCUAUGAGCGACCCCCCUUUGCCCAGAUCGCACUUCAGCUGGGCCGAAUGUUGGAAGCCAGGAAGGCUUAUGUGAACAUGUCGCUGUUUGAGAACUUCACUUACGCUGGCAUCGACGCUACAGCUGAGGAGGCCUGAGCUACCACUCGACUAGCACCUGGCUCUGCUGGCCAGAGCAAGCUCCAUUCUCCAACUUGUGACUUUUGGUCCAGCCUCUGACCUGAAUUGGCUUAGAAUUAUUUUUUUUUUAAUUUAAAGAAGAGAGGGGAUCCAAGAUUGGGGUGGGCUUAGGGAAAUUGGGUCCUCAUCCACUGCAGUUGCUCCCUUCUCCUGUAAUUGCUUCCUAUACUACCCUUCACGUUCUUCCUUCUAGUUCAACAAGUGUUUCUUUUCUGCCACUUCCUACACUCAAACCCUAACUUUAGCUCCUCUACCAGAACCAGCUCUCAUAUAAUUAACAUGUUCUGUUCAGCUGUUUCCCACUCCUAACCUUGUAAUCAGAAAAAAUAAAUGCUCUGAGGAACUCCA